Molecule: messenger RNA, 1069 nt
Organism: Aphanomyces invadans
Lineage: Eukaryota; Oomycota; Saprolegniomycetes; Saprolegniales; Verrucalvaceae
Exons: 1
Coding region: 99-1001 (300 amino acids)
Biological process (GO): inositol catabolic process
Cellular component (GO): cytoplasm
Molecular function (GO): iron ion binding; inositol oxygenase activity
Source: RefSeq, a predicted model, not a curated record
CGGCAACCGCCGUCCAGACAAUGACCGACCUCCACGCGUGGCGGCAGGGCGGCUCAUUUCACGAUUUGCCCGCGCGUGCCGCUAGCUAGCCCAUUUGUAUGAUGACGAUCACCGCUGCCAACCGAAGCACUACAGCUGCGUCAAUCUCAUUCCCCCAUGAGCACAAGACAGUCACCGCUGGAAAAGCUAUUGAGGAAUUCCGAAACUACAAGGACAGCAACCGCCAAGCUAUGGUGCAGCGACACUAUCGACUCAUGCGUGAAAAUCAAACCAUGGAGUUCCAUGAGAAGAUGCAAUCCUUCUGGGGCAAGUUUGACCGCGUUCAAAUGACAGUGUGGGAAGCUUUCGAAUCGCUCAAGGGAUAUGUCGACUCGUCGGACCCGGACUCUUCUCUGCCCAACUUGGAGCACAUGCUCCAAACCGCGGAGGCGAUCCGAGCGGCCGGUCACCCGGAUUGGUUCCAGCUUGUUGGACUGCUCCACGACAUGGGGAAGAUCCAGUACAUGUGGGGCAAACCUGAAGAUGGACAGGAAGGGACUGCCGACGGUGACCAGUGGUCUCUUGGUGGCGACACGUGGGUCGUCGGGUGUGCCAUCCCCGACACGACCGUGUUUCCCGAAUUCAACGCGCUCAACCCGGACAUGCAGAACCCUGCAUACAACACCCCAUUCGGCAUCUACGAACCAAAAUGCGGAUUUGCAAACCUCAAAUUUGCGUGGGGCCACGACGAAUACAUGUACCAGAUGCUCGUGUUCAACGGCGCCACGAUUCCUGAAGAAGGGCUUGCCAUGAUCCGUUAUCAUUCGUGCUACCCAUGGCACAACAAGAAGGAAUACACGCAUCUGAUGGCGCCCGGCGAUGACGCGUUGUUGGAGUGGGUGCUCGAAUUCAACAAGUUUGACUUGUACACGAAGGCCGACAAACGCCCGGACGUGUCGGCACUUUGGCCUUACUACCAAGGACUCAUCGACAAAUACAUGCCUGGCAAGUUGUGGUGGUAGAUAAUCGCCGAGCAAAAAUGCCGCCAGUAUCUAAGCGAAUUCCUCAAUCGUUGUUUCUUGCUUACUCA